Messenger RNA from Tarenaya hassleriana, 1324 nucleotides. RefSeq names its product E3 ubiquitin-protein ligase ATL4. NCBI's taxonomy places the organism in Eukaryota, Viridiplantae, Streptophyta, Magnoliopsida, Brassicales, Cleomaceae. The coding region runs from base 192 to 1145 and encodes 317 amino acids. The record is from RefSeq and is a predicted model, not a curated record. The transcript has a single exon.
CAUAUGUAUAUAUCCAUUGUAUUUCUUCGUCGCCACGACCGUUCCAUCACCUCUCUCACCACCGACGUCUCAUACUGACUCUAAAUCCGUCACACUCUCCAAUUCCUCGCGUGCCUCUCACGUGCCCGAUCUCCCCCUCCUCUUCACAACCGCCAUCGAAACGACGAUUGGAGAAAUUCUGCAGAGAAGCCAUGGGUUCUCUCUUCGACGGCCAUGGCGCAGACUCUGAUUCCCACUCCUUCCCCUUCGAUAACCUGAAACUGAGCGUCUUGAUCAUCAUUCUCAUCCUCCUCGUCACAUUUCUCAUUUCACUCUUCAUCUGCUCCCUCCUCCGUUACCUCAACCGCUGCAGCCUCCACCGGCGCUCUCACUCCUCGUCCUCCUCCUCCGGUGUCGCAGAUUCACGGAGGAUAUCUGGCCGCCGCGUCUCUCCUGGGAUCACUGCCUCGUCGGUGCUUGAUUCGCUGCCGAUUUUUAAAUUCUCCGCCGUCACGCGCCGCUCCUCCUCCGCGAUCUCCGGUGACUGCGCCGUCUGCUUGUCGAAGUUCGAGCCGCACGACCAGCUCCGCCUCCUCCCGCUCUGCUGCCACGCCUUCCACGCCGACUGCAUCGACACGUGGCUCGUAUCCAACCAGACGUGUCCUCUCUGUCGCUCCCCUCUCUUCGCCGCCGAGUCCGAUCUCAUGAAGGCUCUCUCCGGCGGCGGAGAAAACAGCUUCCGCCUGGAAAUCGGCUCCAUCAGCCGCCGCCGCCAAAUAACAGAAUCGGGCGAGCAGCAGAGAUCCUACUCCAUCGGAUCGUUCGAUUACAUCGUCGACGACGAUGAAUCCGAGGUCUCGAUGACUGAUGUCCGCCGGAGAAGCAUAUCCGGAAAGGACGAGGAGGCCGUCACAGUAGCGGAGCCGUUCGAGUCGAGCCUUGCGGCGGACAUUGGUGGUGGUUCCAGGAACUGGCUGAAGGAUUACGUCGACAGAUUCUCUCGUGGUAUAUCGUCACGAGCAUUGUCGUUCAGGAGCUCAGGGAGGUUCUUCACCGGAAGCAGCCGCCGGACUGAAGAGUUUCAGGGGACGGCGGACAUAGAAACUAACCCAGCCGUCGCCGGCGAGGAGAUCAGCGAGCUGUUCCGGUGGCUAUCCGGAGUGUGAAAAACAACACAUGAUUGCGUUUGUAAAUAAUGAGGGGUUAAUGUUUGUUUUGAUAUGCGAACAAUGUUCUGGCUUAGCAAUUAGAGUUCUAUAUUUCGACCGUAGGUUUGGAUUGCAUUUCGUUUAUUUGUUAUUGGAUUUUGCGGAUAUAAAAAAAAUUUAAUGUUGAUCGAUUUCUA